CUUUCUUACACGAUUUUGAUACCAGCUCACGUAUCGGAUUUCUGGGAUCUCUUCAAUCUACCAUCCACCAAUAUGAGCAGCUUCAACGUCACCACUGACGGCUCGCCCACCCCUCGCAAGGGCACCGGCAGGUUUAGCAUCGCCGAAGAUCUCCGCAUCGACACAUCCCCGGAGUGCUUGGGCGCGGUAGGCUUCCGUCACCAACCCCUCAAUCAGUUUGCCAACCCCAUGUUGACAUCUCAUAUGAAGAAGCAUCCGCUGGGACCUUCGCAGGGCAAUGCCUUGCCGUCUCAGGCGAACCGCAACGGAUUCAAGAACACCAAGGUUGAGACGAGCAACAACGAUGAGCCUUCCAUUGUUGACUCUCUGCUGCAGCGGCUUAAUGAGCGAUCCUCUCCAGACGACCUGUACGGCUCCUCCAACGGCUCCUUUCCCAUCACUCCUGCUACCGACGAGUUCGUUAGGAACACUCCCGCGACAGAGCCCGAUUCCGUCGUCGUCACUACUGCCGAGUACAAGAAGAUGCAAGCUGAACUCCUAGAGGCCCGUAGCGAGGUCGCUCGUGUCAACCAAGAGCUGCACAGCUCACAUGUCGCCAAGUCUACCGUGGACCACUUGGGACAGGUCUCUGAUAGCGAGUACAGCUACAACGAGGAGAUUACCGAGCAGACCCUCUCUCAACUGCAGAAGAACUUCAACGCUGCCAACCGACCCAACUAUGGAUGGGGUGCUGACUCUCGCGCCUUCUACAAUAACACUCAGCAGCAGCAGCAGCAUGGCUUCGGCCCUAAUCCACCUCAAGCUGCCGGUCGCCCUUCUCUUGUCCAGCCAAACUAUCGAGGCCGUAGCAGCUUUCUCAACGAGCCUACCCACUUUCCGAUCGAUCCCGGCUUCCGUGGUGGUAGCAACCCUCCGACUCGCCCGCCUUCGGCUCUGGAGCUCCAAUCCUACAACGGCCAGUACAUCGGUACUCCCCAGUCAUAUGGACCAGGCCCCAUUGGUGGCCCAAUGAUUAAGCUGUCACCUGAAGCAUCUGAGUUCAGCGCUAGCAACGGCUUCAGUGCCGGCAAUGGCUUCAUGGCACCAUCUCCUUGGAAUUCUCAGCCUCCGAGUGAGUCCGGUUCCGACUUCAAGUACAUCGGCUCUGCCGAGCCCAUGAACUAUCGCCGUCUCUUGGACCGCAACAUGAGCUGCAACUGGAAAAACAUUGUUGAUAAGAUCAUCUGUAACAACGACCAGCAAGCCUCUAUCUUCUUGCAGCAGAAGCUCAAGAUUGGAACGCCGGAGCAGAAGUUCGAGAUCAUUGAGUCUAUCAUCGCGCAAGCCUACAUGCUCAUGAUCAACCGCUUCGGCAACUUCCUUGUUCAGCGCUGCUUCGAGCACGGUACAUCCGAGCAGGUUGUUGCUAUUGCACAGGCUAUCCGCGGCAAUACUCUUAGCUUGAGCAUGGAUCCAUUUGGUUGCCAUGUGGUCCAGAAAGCCUUCGAUUGCGUUCCUGAGCAGUACAAGGCCAUCAUGGUUCAUGAACUAUUGCGUCGCAUCCCCGAGACCGUGAUCCAUCGCUAUGCGUGCCACGUUUGGCAGAAGCUCUUCGAACUGCGCUGGAGCGAUUCCCCACCUCAGAUCAUGCGCUAUGUCAACGAAGCCCUCCAGGGUAUGUGGCACGAGGUCGCCCUCGGAGAGACUGGUAGUCUUGUUGUCCAGAACAUCUUCGAGAACUGUUUGGAGGAGGACAAGCGUCCAUGCAUCAACGAGGUCCUUGCGAGCAUCGAUGUCAUUUCUCAUGGCCAGUUCGGUAACUGGUGCAUCCAGCACAUCUGCGAGCACGGUGCUCCAGCCGACCGCAGCCGUGCUAUUGACCACAUCCUUCGAUUCGCUACCGACUACAGCGUCGAUCAGUAUGCUUCCAAGGUCAUUGAGAAAUGUCUCAAGAUCGGUGGCAGCGAGUUCCUCGAGCGCUACUUGGAGCGUGUGUGCGAGGCUCGACCUGACCGCCCUCGCAUGCCGUUGAUUGACAUUGCUGGUGAUCAGUUUGGCAACUACCUGGUCCAGUACAUCCUUACCAACAGCAGCAACCAUCACCGUGAGAUUGUCGCUUCCCACAUCCGCAAGCACAUGGUCUCCCUUCGCGGGUCCAAGUACGGCUCUCGCGUCGCGAUGCUGUGCUGCAACCCAGCCAUGGCUACUCGCCCUGGUCCUCCAGGAAGCCUUCUUCCACCACGUUACGGCAACAAUGCCCAUCGCGGCGGCGGCGGCGGCGGAUACGGUGGUUUCCGCUAA
Messenger RNA from Periconia digitata, 2280 nucleotides. NCBI's taxonomy places the organism in Eukaryota, Fungi, Ascomycota, Dothideomycetes, Pleosporales, Periconiaceae. The record is from the annotation of a GenBank genome assembly.